CCGACAGCAGGAAAUUCUUUGAGCUCAACUAAAAUGUAAAUAUAAAAUGUAAAAUGCCACCCAGGGAGUUUCCUGGAAAGCUCAACCUUUGGUGAAUCAACAUAGUGCCACGACGGACAUUUUCAUAAAAUCCAGCUCUUGGUAUGGAAUAAAAUUCUGAAUCUAAUAGCAUCCGUGCAUUAUCGCCAAUAAACCGAGUCGAUUUGGACAGAGCACAACUAUGCAGUACUCAUGUUGGAAAGGACCAGAAGAUGACAAGCAAGAAGUGUUUGAGAAGUGUUCUCCAGAAGUUUCUCUCAUGUUCCUACAGCUCGGUGUGACGAGGUAGCUCAGAAAAGCAUCCCUCGAGCGACCAUGAUGUAUCCAGCUGGCCUGAUCUGUGGGCCGCACCUCACCUAUCGCUGGUCCAGAAGACUGGAGGUUUCACCAUCCUCCUGGGCGUGAAUGCCACUGCUGUGAGCCCAACAGGAAGUGUGACCUCAUUCUGCUUCUCAGUCUCUGGUGACACAGGCUGUUUUUGAAAGAAAACAAGAGCGGUUAUAAGGCUGACUUUCUCAAGAACGACAUGCCCUUUUAUUCUAGGAAACAACCAAAACAGCAAGAGGCCGCUGAAGACAAAACCUCUCUGCACACUCCUGCACACGCCGACAGCCUGCUGAAUCCUGGGUUUCUCCACCGUCAGCCACAGGAAGCUUCAUACUUCAGUAAUUCUCCUCUUCAUCAGUGGGAAGAGGAAACUGGGAACUCCCUUUGGAAGGAACACAAAAUCUGUGAAGUUUGAACAAGCAGCCUUCCCAAGAUGUACCGAAUAUCUCAACUGAUGUCAACACCAGUGGCAAGUAAAUGUUCUUCGGGCUCUGAGAGAAGAUAUACCGGAGAGCCGUCUCCCAGAUGCCUUUUCCCAAGUUUUGCCUGUGAUUUCCUGGAUGGUGACAGUUCCUUUGAAGGCUGCUCUGCAGCUCUCUUGACGGGCUCCCACGUUACCUGUCGCCGAAGUCCCAGACUCCUCUCCAACGGCUACUAUGUUUGGACAGAGGACCCUCUCCUCUGUGACAAAGACGGCAACAUAACUCUGAGCCCACCCCAGGCCAGUGUUCUUUACAAGGAGAAUUCAGUUAGGGUAUUUAGAAAGAAAAAGAGAAUCCGCCCUUCCUUUUCUGAUCUCUUCAGCCUUGGUGCCUCUAAAUCCUGGCAGCAUGGAAAUAUCUUUGGUGAUGUUGACUCUUCCCUAAGUGAGGACACCUGGUUGGAGGGGGUCGGGAGGCUGGACACGCACCAUUGCAACGAUAUCGGCGACGAUCACGACGGUUCUGCGACUGAUGCACGCGAGGCAGAGCAGCGGAAGGCAGCCUCCUCCUCCAGCCACGCUGCGUCUCGGACUCCGCCAGAGAACUCCCACGACCUGGCCCUUCAGUCUCCAGGGACAACUUCUGAACAUUUCCCGGGGAACCUUCUGGAUCACGCAAAAACCAGUUUGUGGAGAGACAUCUUCUUUCAAGCAUUUCUACUGGCCGCGUGCUUAAUCAUUUGUGCGUGUGCAAGGUGCUUUCUGGGAGGGAUAUUUGCCAGUGUCCUCACGUGCCCAUUGAUGAUAACUACUGCCUAUACUGUCACGUCGUUGUUUCUCAGCCUUGCCGACUAUUUCGAAGCCACCACCUGUGCGCAGUGUUGACUGUGUUACCAUCAUCCUGACGAAGAUGACUGGAGCCGGCUACCUGAGAGUGCUUUUGGCUGACUAAUGGAUGGCAAUGACCACGCACAGGAAGCGUCCCCGUCAUCUGUCUCGAAGAAUACUUUCUGUUAAUGCUAAAAUCUAAUAGCGUUCUCAUCCAGUCUCUUACAUUUUUACCGGUUCUUCAAAAUUGAGAAAAUUAAGCUUCGAGGCAAUAGGGCUUAAUAAAUAACGUGAACCUAAAAUGCGUAGGUCCCCUGUUAAAGUGUUUUUAUAGGUUCAUAGCACUGCACUUUAUUUUUUUUUUUUAUUUUUUUUUCCAACGUUUUUUAUUUAUUUUUGGGACAGAGAGAGACAGAGCAUGAACGGGGGAGGGGCAGAGAGAGAGGGAGACACAGAAUCGGAAGCAGGCUCCAGGCUCUGAGCCAUCAGCCCAGAGCCCGACGCGGGGCUCGAACUCACGGACCGCGAGAUCGUGACCUGGCUGAAGUCGGACGCUUAACCGACUGCGCCACCCAGGUGCCCCCAUAGCACUGCACUUUAUAAAUGCCUCCUAUUAAGAGGCCUUUAUCUUACAGUUCCCCAAAUAGCUGGCAAACUGCCCAUGAAAUGGUCUCACUUGCAAAGUGUGAUGUCUCUGCCACCUCUCACUCCCUUCACGAUCCCCCUGCGUGCUGACUGCCCUGGCUCAUCAUAUUUCAAAGUGUUGUUGGGGUCUGGGUGAGAUGCUCACAGAAUUUCAAACGGUCUGCAAAACCCCAUCCCGUUGCAAGAUGGAUCGUGUUAAUGACCCCCUCUUCUAUAUGGCUGCCAGAGGCCAGCUCCCAUGGCUUAGAGACGGAGCUCUAUAAUUCAAAUUAGCUCACCGGCCUUUGCUCUCGACGCUGUGCCGCCCUAUUUACGAAAUCACUGUGUUAAUGCUGAAAUCACAAUGGGACGUGGUGAAGAUUUAUUUUGUUUAGGACUCCAGCCAGUAUUGAUUUCCUGACAGUCUGAGCGAUGUUUCCCUUCCUUUCCUGGCAUUCCAGGCUUCUGGGGACAGGCUUUGAUAGAGCUAAGAUGUGGUCCACCUCGUGGUUAGAAAAUUGGGUCCCGAGGUCACCCAAGAACUUCUUAUUCUUUAGCCCUUGUCUAUUAAUAACAUUUAUUUAAAACUCCUCUAAGACCCUCACUUCCUACCGUCUGGAUGCGGGUUAUUCUCUGUGUCUGCAGAACUUAGAAGUGUACCUCAGCCAGCACGGAGGACAGAUUGGCACUCAUGUUCAGCUUUCUGGGCUGUGAUGUCGCGCUGUUCAGGACUGGACCAACCAACGAGGUCUACACAAAAGACUUCCAGCCACAGAGCCACUUCGUAACUCCACGUCCAACUAUCACUGCUUGGCAGAUGGUGUGCAUUGUUUAAAUCCCUUCCUUCUGGGUUUUAAGAUGGAUUUGUGCAAUUAAUUGAAAAGACCAGCCUCACCUUGUUAAGGACUGUAAUGAGAGCAGAGUUUCUCAAAGCAUGGCAUGGGGACAUCUGUUCUAGAACCAACUGGGGAACGUCUAUCCUGAUUCCAGCUCUUCUGAAUCCCAAUUCCCGAGGGAUCUUCAGUUUUAACAACCUGUCUGGGUCAUUCCUUGCACAUCAACUGUGAGAACCCUGGAAAGAUGGUUUGGAACUUCUUUACCCCUUGAUUUCUAAAGUGGCAUCACUUAACCUUCCUAAAUCUCGGCUGAGAACUUAUGAUACAUUCUGUGCUGCGCUGAAUGUCCAGUUCUGCUCAGCAGACAUCGAUGGAGUCUCUCCCAAGGGUCACACACUUCCCCGAGGUGCCAAGGUUGUUGUGCCGAGGCCUCGGGAUUUCUGAGUCUAAAGAGACAUGUGAAGGGCAAGCCACCUUCUUUGUUGAAUUUAAAGCCUGUGAGUUUGGGGACUGUCUGUAUCGUUCACCGGUGGCCCAAGCGUCCCUUCCAAAUGAAGGCCGUCACAGUUGUCCCGUGUUGCCGGUCGUGCGUUAGCAUCAGCAGGGCGCAUUCUGCACAUUUAUGACCUCAGAGGAACAAGACGGGUUUGCCAAAAUUUGCCAACCAUGUAGGACGGUCUCUGACGGAUGACUUCAAUCUGAAUAUCCAGAAAUUGUCUGAUUUGCAGUCUGCUUGGAAUCAACUGCUUUAUUGGAAGGGAGUGAGCAACUACAUUAUUGAGAAAAAACCAUUUUAAUUUGGUUAUGUGUCUUUUUUUUUUUUAAUCUCAUUUUCGCUUUCCUAAAUUGUAAUCUGCUCAGGAAAAGAAUAUCAAUUCGUCUUUACUUUGCCAACGCUAGCAGUUGAAAGGGAACUGGCUGGGAAAUGUGAUAGAGAACCAACCACGUGGGUAGAUGGUCCCCUCUUAUUCCCUGAGGCAUUGUUUCAUACAUGAAUUUUCAUCUAGAGAAUUCCAUGAGGCGCUUUUAACAAUGCAAAUUCCUGGGCCUGCCUACAAACACCUAUCCCUUGCUGAACUGUUUAAUUAAUGCCAACUUGAAAGUAAAUAUGGGGCGCCUGGGUGGCUCAGUCAUUUAGCAUCCGACUUCAGCUCAGGUCAUGAUCUCACAGUUCAUGAGUUCGAGCCCCGUGUCAGGCUCUGUGCUCACAACUCAGAGCCUGGAACCUGCUUUGGAUUCUGUGUCUCCCUGCCUCUCUCCCUCUGCCCCUCCCCUGCUUACUCUCUCUCUUUUUUUCUCUUUCUCUCGAAUAAAUAAAUAACAAAGUAAAUAAAUUGCAGUUUGCACAUAAAAUACAGUGAAGAAAAAGUUCAUUCUCCCCAGGGAGUAGCUUCAUGGGAGUUGGUGACAGUAGAUGAGGGUUCGUGGAAAAUGGGCAGGAGAGAGCCUCUCUCUGGGAAAGCACCUUCUUCUUUUGAACCAUUUCCUUGCCAAGGUUGCAACCUUCUUGGGGUUCAUGAUCGCCUUUCACUCAUGUGCUAUUAAAAAUAGAAGAGAAGAAGAUCUUUAAGGGUCAAAAAAAAAAAAAGGCAAAACACCUGAGUGCCUUGACACGCGUAAACACGGUGCAAUUGUACAGCCAGCGAAAGUUGUACAAGACGCUCCCUGUCAUUGCUCUCACUUGGUGUCUGUUCUCGAAGUAAAUGUGGCCUGCGAUUCAGAUUUGUUCUGCAUGCUGUUCUCCAGCUAGGCAGUUCUUUUUUUCAAAAAUUUUUUAAUGUUUUAUUAUUUAUUUUUGAGAGUGAGAGAGAUAGGACACCAGUGGGGAAGGGACAGAGAGAGACAGAGGGAGACACAGAAUCCGAAGCAGGCUCUAGGCUCUGAGCUGUCAGCACAGAGCCCGAUGCGGGGCUCGAACUCACCAACCGUGAGCUCAUGACCUGAGCCAAAGUCGGACUCUUAAGCGACUGAGCCACCCAGGUGCCCUGAGAGCCUGCUGUUUUGAUGCUCUAUCAGGAAAGCACACCUUGAGAAUUGCUUAUGUUGCCUGUCUUCUGUGUUGUGCAGGGUUUUAUAGAGGGUCACUACGUUUACAUGAUAAUACCUUUCAAAGUUAGAUGCAGCAAUACAAAUAAUUGUUUACGAGUAUGUCAGACUUUAUUGUGUCGGGGACGUUUCCUCCCCAAUUAUUUAAGCUUCCUAUCACUGCAGUGACACGUUGCCGCAGAGUUGAUGACCUAAGACAAAAUAAGUGUAUUAUCUUACAGUUCUGAAGGUCCGAUGGCCCCAAAAUGAGUCUUAGGAGUGUCCCAUCAAGACGUCAGCGGGCUGCGUUCCUUCUGGACUCUCCAGAGAAGACCCCAUUUCCUCGCUCUUCCAGAUUCUGGAAGCUGCCUCCAUUCCUUGACCCUCGGGCCCUACCUUCUUCUUCAAAACACAUCCCUCUGCUUCUGCUGUCACGCCCCGUUUUCCGACUCUUGACCCCUUGCCUCUUUCUGAGGAGGAUUUUUGUGAUUAUGUUGGGCCCGCUCGGAUAAUCCAGGAUAGUCUCUCCAUUUUAAGAUCCUUAACUUAAUCCCGUCUGCAAAGCCCCUUUGCACAGAUUCUGAGUGUGGUUUCUACUGAAUGCAUAUCGCUUCGGCAAUGCAAAGUUGAAAAAUCGUAAGAACCAUUGUCGGUCAGCGACCAUCUGUAUAUAUAUCCAUAGAUAUCUAGAUGCAGAUCUGUGUAGAUCUCCAUCCAUCCAUCCAUCCAUCCAUCAUCGUACAUCCUGUUCUGUUUCUCUGGAUAACCCCAACAAAUUCAGCAGGAAUAAUAUCCACCAUUUUACAGUAAGCUAAGAGAGCUUUAAUAACCUUCCCAAGCACAAGGAGGGCACGUAGGGGGUCUAGGAGUCACGCCCAGGUCUGUGUGACCCCUCGGCCCUUGCCCUGCCCGUUACUGACGGCUGCUGGAAGCAUUACAGGUGAACGGCCUGGCACCCCGAAGGUUAAAUAUUGCCCUGGUCACUCUCUCCAGAAAUGCUAACUCGGGAAAAAGAGUCCCGGGAGGCAAGAGGUUAAAUGACCAGAGCCAACCUGUGACCUUUGCCCUCUUUCUCCUACCUCAAGAUUCUCAAAUCUCAGAGGGAUGACGCGACCCAGACGCCACAGGAGAGAGAGGUCACGUGGGGCCGUCGCGUCUGCUGGAGGACCUCUGCUUGUGUAAGCUUCCAUAGCUGUCGGCUCAUGGGAAGACCUGCCAUUUUGACGGAACCUGUACGACGUGCGAGACGUUGUACCCGCCUUCUCUGUAAUCCCUACCGGGGUCCUGCCAAGGUUGACUUCAUGUUGUAGCUGCCGUGACCAGACAACGUUUAACGACUAAUGUGGGCCGGGUGGCUCUCCGUUAUCUUUUAACCAAGCCAUUGGCCUCCAAGCUUGCCCACUUAAUUGCCUUAGACUGGGGAGGGACAUAUCCCUUCCCUUCCGCACCAGGAGUGAAGGUGAGAGGUACACAACCAUGGGUGGUGGGGAGAGCUGGGACGUGUAGGGGAGCAUGUGGAUGCCCCGCGGGCUCUCGCAGACUCCAGCACAGCCACGUUUUAAAGGCGAGGAAGGCAGACCUCAGAAUGCGAGCCUCGUGCCGUCCCACAACUCAUGAUCGCUGAAGCCCGGGUUCCGCUCAGGUCUUGGAGACUCCAGUGUCAUUUCCCCUCAAUGCUUCUCCGGGCAGGGUCGGUGGUUACUUCAAAGCAACUCAGAUGCAAAACGAUCUGCCUGUGCCGCAGGGGAUGCCAACCACCCCCCUCCUCCCCGAAAGGAAUCCCACUACUGCUCAUGCAACACGGCGGAGCAGACACCUGCCACCUUGGCAUGCUUUGCCUCGAUGCCACACUUCCCUACCAGGCCCCGAUGAAGGUCUGAUCGCGUAUUUAAAAAAAACAAACAAACCCUGUCCCACUGUGAUGGCUGUACCCCUCCAUCUGUCCCAUGCUGGGUGAAAUGGGCUACAGCUGCAAGCAGCACCUGCCAGGGAGCCAGACCCGGAAAAAUCAAGAACCACAUCCUUCCCCGAUGCGAGGCCCACCUUCCCCGAUGCGAGGAUAUAGUAACAGCUUCUCCGAAAACAGGCCUAAGGCCAUGCCUUGUGGUUCUCUCUCAAGGGGAGGGGACUAUCACUGAACUGUCAUGGAGAACACCAAGCAAGAGAAAGUGAGCUUAAACAGUGGCGUGAGGAAGGAUUCACUUUCAUGAAAUGAAUAAUUUGAUUUUAUUUGUUUUGGAAGUGAUUCACCAUCAUUUUUUUUUUAAACAAAAAAUGAGAACAUUCAAAUAAACGAGAGAAGAAGUUACCCAUAA
Panthera uncia (snow leopard) is the source of this 7415-nucleotide messenger RNA. It is a transcript of the gene TMEM71, whose product is annotated as transmembrane protein 71. Lineage: Eukaryota; Metazoa; Chordata; Mammalia; Carnivora; Felidae. The record is from RefSeq and is a predicted model, not a curated record. The transcript is spliced from 13 exons. The coding region runs from base 800 to 1672 and encodes 290 amino acids.